This is a messenger RNA of Exophiala oligosperma, 1589 nucleotides long. RefSeq lists its product as uncharacterized. Gene Ontology annotation, cellular component: cytosol. The record is from RefSeq and is a predicted model, not a curated record. Gene Ontology annotation, molecular function: peroxidase activity; heme binding. NCBI's taxonomy places the organism in Eukaryota, Fungi, Ascomycota, Eurotiomycetes, Chaetothyriales, Herpotrichiellaceae. The transcript has a single exon. The coding region runs from base 143 to 1495 and encodes 450 amino acids.
CAAACUACCUAGGCACUUAGCCUUUUCAACUCGUAAAUACAAUCUCAGCCUCUCCCGUCUGAGAUUAUUGUAAUCAAGAGUCUCCCCUCUCCCGCCCCGCCGACCGACGCAGACACAGACACAGCGGGUGGAACUCGAUGGCAUGAAUCCCAAUACGGCCGGCAGAUCGUUCUACAGCACCAUCAGUACCCAGACCUCAUUCUGCCGCUUUUCUCCGGUCACUAGUAGAUUUAGAUUUCGACCUCGACUUCAACCUCUUUCUGAUAAAAUCACGACGACGACCGUGUUGUCGAUAGCAGGAGGACGACACCAACGACAACACCCUGUCCGACGAAGCUCCACGUACCAGCAGUACCAUCACCAUCACCACCACCACCACACACAACGAUCAUUGUCCACUUUUCCAUCAAAUCGCCGACAUCAUCUACCUUGCCCUCCCUACUUCUCACCCUCAAGACUCACCACUCGUAGCUUUUUCUCCUCAUCAACCUCUCAAAAGAACUCCUCCUCCUCCUCCUCCUCCAUGGCAGGGCGAGUACCGAUUGAACCUCAGAGCGUCGACGCUCCCUUGACGGCGUCGGCGACCUUUCUGGUCUUGACCAUCAAACCGGACGCGGACUCCAUCAAGACGGUGAGGUCCGUCUUGUCCAGCGUCGACGACCUCGUCAAGAACGUGGCGUUCCGCGACCUCCAGGCUCUUUUUGCGUGCACGGUCGGCAUCGGGAGCGACGCGUGGGACACUUUGACACAGGGUGGUGUCCCUCGCCCCCCGGAACUCCACCCGUUCAGGGAGAUCAAGGGCAAAGUGCACACCGCGGUGUCGACGCCGGGGGACGUUUUGUUCCACAUCCGGUCCCAACGGCGAGACCUGUGCUUCGAGUUCGAGCGUCAGGUCAUGGAGUUGCUGGGGGACUCGGUGACGGUGGUCGACGAGACCGUCGGGUUUCGUUACUUUGACGCCCGAGACCUGUUGGGCUUCGUCGACGGCACGGCCAACCCCGUGGGUCAAGCCGCCGUCGACGCGACCAUCGUCGCGGCCGACGCCGACGACCGCGGCGACUCCCGGUCGGUGGGGGGGAGUUAUGUCGUCGUCCAAAAGUACGUCCACGACCUCAAGCGGUGGCGCGGCCUGUCGACCGAAACCCAAGAGUCCAUCAUCGGACGGACGAAACUGGACAACGUCGAACUCGACGACGCCGAUCAAGGCAAACAAAUGUCCCACAAGUCCCUGGCCACCAUCGAGGACCAGGAAGGUGGUGAACACGACAUCCUCCGUGACAACAUGCCGUUUGGUUCCCCCGGUUCAAACGAGUUUGGGACCUACUUCAUCGGCUAUUCCAACAAGUUGUGGGUGGUGGAAAAAAUGUUGGAGAGGAUGUUCAUCGGGAACCCUCCCGGUCUGCACGAUCGGAUCUUGGAUUAUUCCACAGCCACGACGGGCACGACAUUUUUCGUUCCUGCUGCCAGUGUCUUGUCCGGUCUUGGUGAUGAUUGAGAAUUACUUUUGCCACUUACCGUUUACUCUGCCUCAGGUACCUUGGUAUAUGAUAUACUACAUACUGUAUCUUGAUUUUACUGCACGAAUCUCA